AUGCGAGGUGCUCGCAACGCAACAUGUCUUACUAUCAGCAACUCGUUCAACUAUUUCCCUCCAGCUCUGUACCAAGCUCAGCUGAAUGGCAUGAUGUAUACUUACCCUAGUCCUAGCCAACUUUACAACUUUCAAGGGUGGCCUGAGAUCGAAGGUUUUGCAACUACGCAUCAGAACUUUUACGCUGAACAAGCGAAUUUAAAGGCCGAUUCUACUGCAACAACACAUGAAACUUACUAUGUGGAGGAACCUGAGGAACCUAAUUCGCCUUCAACAGCACUGCCUGAGCUUCCUGUUGCUGCUCCAAGAGAGAGUACCCGCUAUGCGGGCAUAAGAGAAACUAGUCAGAAAGGAAGGCACAAAGUGCUCCUCUACGAAAUUCCUGGCAGUCCUCGUGUUUAUGUAUUCAUGUACCACAAAAGAACUUCGAUGGAAAACACAUUCAAGUACCAAUGUGUUGAGUGCGCAAAAAUGAAGAAGUGCACUUCAGUGAAUGAAGACGACUUUCUGGAUGAUCCUGCCAUGUUAGCAUGUGUGCUUGCCGAAAGACAGAGCCAAACAUAA
Messenger RNA from Cylicocyclus nassatus, 564 nucleotides. The record is from the annotation of a GenBank genome assembly. Lineage: Eukaryota; Metazoa; Nematoda; Chromadorea; Rhabditida; Strongylidae.